UCGCAAAUCAGAGCGGAGAGGAGAAGCAGGAGGCAGGCGGGGGGAGAGGAGCGGAUAAUUCGGAUAAUUUCCAAAGGGAAAGCGGGCUGGGAUGACAUGGGUUUUGCAGACCGCGCUGCUGAGAUUCCCAGAAACCGCUGCUCUUUACGCCGGCUGGGGCUGUAUCUAUUGCAAUGGGCGAACUGCGCAGCGCUGAUCGGCCGGCAGACGCCGUUUUGUUGAGUGGGAACUUGGCGUCUUGUUGGGACUCAGUCCAGCGGUAAUUGCUUGCGAAGGGCGACCAGCCAUGAGGGCGUUUGCGGCCAACCUGCUCGCCCUGCUUUUUCUGUGCACUUGUGCCUCCGUCCUCUACAUCUGGACCGGACUCGAGGACGGGACGGGGCGCUACAGACGGGGUGCCCGGACGCAUGGGGCAGCUUCGGCUCCGGCCGGCUCGCCUCCGGAUCGCUCGCUCAAAACUUUCCGUGCACUCCUGGCUGUGCCUCCGGUACUGGGCAUCCUCAACCAUAGUAUCGUCGAGGAGCGGACCGACACCUCCGGGAAAAGAAAGUCCAACCUGGAUUUAAAUAAAGGGACGGCCAUCGCGACACCGCUGAAUCCCAAGCUGGAGGAGCUUGUGGAGGACGGGGUGUUUUGGAGCGAGCGGCUGGAGGCUCUGUUGCCGCAGGCUUUCAGCGGAGAGCAUGCCCGGACUUGGAUCGAGACAGCCCGGGUCAGCGAGGUGGUUUCACUGGAGCCUGGCUGUGGCAGGACAUCAAACCGGCUGGCCACCUUCUCGGACGGCUCCCGGGCUUGCGUGCGGUACGGGAUAAACGAGGAUCAGGUGCAAGGAGAGACCCUGUCUUAUUACCUCGCCAGCUUGCUGGGCAUGACGAGCCUGCCGCCCAUCACCCUCUCCCAGCUCAGCCCCGACAGCCCGCAGUGGGCGGCGGUGACGGAGAGCAUCGGCGACUUGCAGUGGUCCUGGAAAGCGGUUGUUUCGCUCACCGAGUGGGUCUCUAACCUGACGGGGGUCGUCACUCCCGCGCCUCUCCGGCAUGACGGCAAGGGUUUGCACCCCGUCCGGGAGCAGCUGGCUAACAAGACGCUGGGGGAGCUGCUGGAGCUGGUGCAAUGGACCGAUCUCAUAGUCUUCGACUAUCUUACGGCUAACUUCGACAGGCUGGUGAGCAACCUGUUCAGCCUGCAGUGGGACCCGCGGGUUAUGGAGCGGGACACCAGCAACCUGCAGAGGACGCCGGGCGGCGCCCUGGUGCUCAUCGACAACGAGGCCGGACUGGUGCACGGCUACCGGGUGCUCCAGAUGUGGGAGAGGUACCACGACGAGCUGCUGGGCUCCGUGUGCCUGUUCAGGAAGCGCACGGCGCACCGCGUCCUGCAGCUACACCGUCUCCGGGACGCAGCCGUCCGUCUGCGGGAGCUCUACCGGCUCCGUGAGCCCCUGGCCCCCGAGUUGGGCUUCCUCUCCGAAGAGCAUGCGACCAUCCUGCAAACAAGGAUGGACCGAUUGCAUAGACACAUAUUACACUGCAAGGAGCGGUAUAGUCGAUUAUGAAAAACGAAAAACUUGCAUCCCAGAUAAAAUGCCGAAGAGAGAAACUUAAUAUUCCCAAAAUAAUCCGAGCUUGUUAAACACACCCGUAUGAGAUUUCAUUUCACCUCAAGAUUAAUCCUAUCACCUACCUCUCAUGAACAAAAUAAGUGGUUUGCCGUCAUUUUAAAACAUUCCUUAAUUUAAAUCCGUUCUGGAGCUAAAUUGUUUGGGCUCUUAAUGCCGUUUUAAUUAAGCCUUAAAAUGAGUUUAAUUAUAUGCAGACUGCAAGCACCGAGGUCACAUGUCGGCUGGUGAGGUUGUGUGCAGAUGUAAAUGACUGGAUGGGCAGAGCACAGAUGUGGAUGACAAUGGGUUAGUCUGUAUUACAUGGAGACAAAGGGACUCUUAGAUUUACAAGAGAUCAACAGUAGCCUUAUAAUGUCAUUUCCAUGGGUUUCUAUGGUUAAAGCCUUAUGUGAAAUAUGUGGAUGUAAUGUCUGCAGACACAGAGGGGCCUUAAUCCACAGGUCUGAUAGGGGAGGGGGGAAAAGCAUUGGAUUUAUUGGGAUUUUUGGGUGGUGAGGAAUCCUGUUAUCCACUGUCUGCAGUUAGAGAUGGCAGCCAAAACCAAAAUUUUACCUUUUGAGUAAUAUGAUUGUAUUUUCAGCCUUAAGAUAUACAGUUUGUAGGAAGCUGGUGUUUUGUGAAUGGAGUUAAGUACAUAUUUGGAGGGGGGGGGCAGGGUUACGGCAAUAUUUGGUAACAUUCCCAAUAGGCUAUCUUUUGUAUGGCACAAGUGUUUUAUGUUUUCUGCUGUAAUAUACUGUGGAGAUUUAGGUGGUGUGUUUUUCAGUCUGUUCACAUUUUACCACAGAUUUGACUGGUCAUUUAUUUACAGCGAGUCCUGGCAACUUGGACUGGUGCGAGCGAGAAUGUGAGCCCCCUCCGCUGGGCGGCACAUUGUGCAUUGAUAAAUAACUGCUGGUGUUUUACUGUAGCCUGGAAACCUUGGGGGCUCAUUUAACGUCUCUCCUCGGCCGGAGUUUAACCACAUGUCAGCGCUGAGGCUGAUUAUCCGCCGAAUCUCCGAGAAGGCAAAACGGGGCUCUAAAAAUAACUCGACGUCAUAAUUCGCUGUUGUUCUGUUUUUUUUUCAGGUUAAAAUAAUUUUUGAAAGCAAUAUGAGUGAAACAGCCCGCACUGAUUUUUUUUUGUUAUAUAUAUGUAUUUUUUUUUUGUUGGAUGGGGUAAUUCUGAGGGGGUGCUUUCAUUUAGAGCUUUAUCAUUGCCAGUUGUGGAUUAGAGUGCUUCCCUCCACCCUGUGUGGGUUGAAAGCCAACCCCCCCCCCCCCCCCCCCCCGUUCUGUUCAUUGUCCUCCUGUGGGAGAAUAAGGCGGAUGAUUCCUGCUGUUGCCAGUCUUAGGACACCGCGCUUUUCAUUUAAUCUUGCUGCUUAAUCUCAAUCUGCAGAGUGCUCGGCCCAUGUUACUGCCGUUUGUCGUGUUAUCCGGGAGCGGAAACCGGCCCUUUGGGACAGCAGGCCGGGGGUUACGAUGCCGCUGCAUCUUAUGACACUCGAACGCCCUCUCCUUGAUAACUCUGGGGUAAUUUGGCAUGGGGUACGCGCCGCUUCCACCCGCUCCGGGCAAUUUUCCCCUUGGAAGGGGCGUCGUUGAGGAAGUUCUUGUUUUCGCAGGCGGGGCUGAGAACGCCGCGCUCUCUGAGUAACGGGCUGUUUUGCAUUUAAAUGCUGAGAGUUUUCCUGGCGCGUCCCGUCAUCCACUUGCGAUUCACGGUCGAGCACCGUUGCUAAUUCCACUGAGUUGUGGUGUGAGCCUUCCGAACAGAGGAGGCACCAGAAGCGUGUUUCGACACUGCGGAAGAGGAAAGCAUGACAAUAGGCUGUGCCACCAGGGUCAGCAGUAUCCCAUCAUGCCCUGUGUGCUGCUGUCUGUUUAGGGAGCCAUCUCUGUUUUUGAUUGGAGUCUGGGACUCAUCUGGGGUCACCUGGCACCAGAGGUAAACGGCAGGGGCGACAGCGAUUGCGAUCGAUGUGGGGUGUUAUUCUCCCUACACAACAUGGCGUUUCUGGUGAGCAGAAAUGUGUGUGUGGUGGGGGGGGGGCUGAUAUUCUGUGCUGCAUUUAGUGCCCAAAGACAUUCACUGCUGAUGACAGCUGCAAAUUAUUUAUGACUUAAACCAGGCUUUCAUAAUUUGUGGGGAGUGGGUGGGGUACGUCAGCUUGUCCCACCUCCUCUUAUGGUUCUAUUUUUAAGGAAAAUUGGAUUUUCUUUUUUAAUUGAAUGCUGUUUUUAGGCUCCCCGCUGAUUCUAUAAGGGCCACCAUCAGGCCUGAUUUACGCCGAUCGGAGAUAUCAAAGGCAUACCGUCCUCAGCCUGAGGUUUCCCCAUACCCUCCCGCUUAGCUCUUGGCUUCCAGCAGGGGCCUAAAUAUCUGUCUGGGCCUCAUUAACCCCCUGCCUGAAAUGGGGGGGGCUUUGUCACAGUUACAGCCUGGGAUGGACACCUGGUCCACUCUUUGUAGUUAAUGACUAGAGAAGCAGGGCCUUCCUGUUUGUAAACGCUUCAGUCCUGCCCCCACCGUGUGCCGCCAGCCAGCCCAGCACGACUCCCAAGUGGCGCGUUAUUUAAUCAGGACGAUGAGCCAGAAUGGGCUCCGGAAGAUUUGCACGCCGGGAGCCGCUUUCGGAAGCACCGUCUGCGAGGGCAGGCAGCUUCCGUCGUUUCUGGUGGGUCUCUCCUCUCGUGGAAGUUUCAUUUACCUGCCAAGCACUGCUUUCCUGUCCGUUUUAACGUCAGAGCUGAAAAGCACAGGCUCCCCGGCCAUGGUGAGGGCGUCUCGCUGAAGUCACUGGGGAAACUGCAGCGCGGUUCAUUCAUCAGUCUCUAAGAGGCAGCGCUUUUAGGCGCGCGGGGGCGUCGCUGAAAUGUUUAGGGCUCUGCAAAAGCCUUGUGUCCGAGCGAAUCUGUUAUAUAGCACAUUCCAGGGAAGGAGGACAUGCCGACAAGCAGGGAGUAGGUGCCACAGUGGGAUUCUGCGAUGUUUGUGUCUGUGGAAAGUGGGAGGCAACGGAGCAAAGUUCUUUAUCCCCUGCUAACUAUAGGAACAAGAGUGUCAUCAUUAUCCUAGGAUCCAUGUUUAUUGGACUGCUGUUGAAGAGAGAGAGAGUGUGUGUGUCUGUGUGUGUGAGAGAGAGAGGGAGGGAGAGUUUAUAUUUCUAUUAAAAAACAGUCCUGCUGUUAGAAAUGGCGUGAAGCUGGUUUUUCACUUUGCUGUACUAUGCUCUCUGUAAUAUACAACAAAAGAUGUCAUUAAUGUUUGUUUUUGUUAACUAAAAAAAGUAUAAGUGCGCACUUUAUUUUGCUUUUUUUAUAUAAAUGAUUUGUUCCUGUGUUUUUACAAAAUGUAUUUGGCUGACAAAUGUCAAUAAAGAUACAUGUUUAAAAAAAAACA
Molecule: messenger RNA, 5008 nt
Organism: Brienomyrus brachyistius
Lineage: Eukaryota; Metazoa; Chordata; Actinopteri; Osteoglossiformes; Mormyridae
Gene: fjx1
Product: four-jointed box kinase 1
Exons: 1
Coding region: 287-1555 (422 amino acids)
Biological process (GO): cell-cell signaling
Source: RefSeq, a predicted model, not a curated record